UGGCUCUAUACGUGUACGGGUUCCACCAUUGCCCCGCCCUGCGGGGCUGCGCACGCGCCGCACGGACACCGGAAGGCAAGUGCUGUUGAGCAACUGGCAGUCGUGCGCGUGGGGGAUCCCGCUCGGCGCGACUCUCGCUAACACAAAAAAUGGCCAAGAGUUUAAGGAGUAAAUGGAAGAGAAAGAUGCGAGCUGAGAAGAGGAAGAAGAAUGCGCCGAAGGAACUCAGCAGAUUAAAAAACAUCCUGAAAGCAAAUGCUGAUGUUGUAAUGGAGGAGGUGAAGGAAAUAGCAGCGGUGGUCACCCCCGAGAAAGUCAAAGAUCAAGGUGAUGAAGUUAAGAUGGAGACACACGUUAAAAGAAACAAAAAGAAUCUUUUAGACCAACAUGGACAGUACCCAGUAUGGAUGAAUCCCAGACAGAGGAAGAAGCUUAAGGCAAAACGGGUUAAAGGAAAAAACAAAUCCAAAGUGGCCAAGGGAUUAGCAUGGUAGUUUUGAAGAAAUUUGAAGGGUGGAAAAGAGACUGUAGAAAACAGAGACACUCAACCUUUGGUGGCAUGUGAUCAGGCUGGGUCCAGCUACCAAGUGUAAAUUAUCAUUAAGUCUGGAGAGACUAUUAGAUCAAAAAUUGAUGAAAGGGACAUCAGCUUUAUAUCUAGUUAAUUUUAAAAGAAAAUGAAUUAAAAGUGUUAAGUGUUUCACCUGCCUUUGAGGUGACCAAUAUUUGUGGUUAUGCAUUUUUAAAUAUUUUCUCACUUGUUGCUGUGUUGGUCUUGAACACAGGAACAACGGAGAAACCAUGGAACCAACUAUGCACUAUAAGAGGUAAAAUAUUUUUACAGAAGCAUGUUCUGUAAAUUGACAGUGUCCCUUUAAUUUUCCUGUAGAACUAUUUUUUUGUUUGUUUUAAUAUUGAAGUAUUAAAUUAUGAAAACAUAUUAUGUGACUUUAUAUAGACAUUAUAAAUUGAAAUUUGGUUCAAAUUGAAACAUAGAAAACCCAAGACAAAUAAAAUGUUGCUAGUGAUUAUUUUUAAAAAUUCCAAUAGAAACGGUUAUUUUUAAACAAAGAAACCUUGUGUUACAGUGUUUGCAACCCAAACAUUGCAGCACUGAGAAAUUGAAAGUAAAAUAGACUUAAUGGAUUUUCAUUGUCCAUCUGAAAGAAUGCAAAGUCAUAAAGAGUAAAAAUAAAAAAAUAUAAACUAUACUUUAAACAUUUUUCUGAACAGUUGUAAUAUAGGUAAAUAAACAUGUUGGCAAUACAUGUGUGAUUUUUUUCUUUUAAAGUAGGCAAAUAACUCCUUAAUUUGGUAUUCCUGUAUUAUACUUUACAGAGUAGACACAAGAUCCCAAGUAUUGUGUGAUUACAUAGCAAAUGCUAUUUAACUACAUCCAGUUACACAUUGCAUAUUAAUCAACAAUAGUACAUAAUGACAGAUAUGAGAAUGUUGCCCUAUACCUUUACAAGAAAGGCUCUUGUUUCAAAAAUGAAUAUAAUUAAGAUCCCACUUGUGCAAUAUGUUGCCCACUCAAGGAUCUUUUACUCACAGAUCUGCACCUGUGUAAAGUGUAUUCCAGGACUGGGACCUAAGUAUUCUGAUUGCCCAAUGGUUAAAUGUCGGUAUGUGUAAUAUGUGGUAACUCUGCAACACAAAGGAAAUAAGAUUUAUGCUUUUUAAAAUAACGAGAUACCAGUUUAAGGUAAUAUGUUAAAAGCAAACAUUUUGGUCAGCUUGGUGUUGUCAUUACAUAAGACAUUUUUCUGGGUUCCAAGAGAAAUUUAUUUUUUUAUUAAUGAGUUGUGGGAGGAGGGAUUUCUUUUCCCUUUCAGUUCAAGUAAAAUCAGGUGAAAAGGUCCCGCAGGACAGAACACUAAGUGCAUAUAAGUUACUAAGAGGCAACUGGAGAAAUGUAUGCAUAAAAUCUAUUUGAAUAUUGUGAAUUUGUCCGUCUGUUUCCUAUAAUGAGACUUCAAAUUUAACCUGGUUACUUAAGUAGAUUAAGGUAUAAACUUACCUAAUAUUGUACAGUUAAUAUGUAUGUGGUGUUUGUACUUUGAAAAUACCUAUCUACUGAUUUCAUUACAGCUGUCAUACUGCAAAACAGAAAAUACCACAUUUAAUUAAACUAUUUGAAUAUUAAA
Mauremys reevesii (Reeves's turtle) is the source of this 2147-nucleotide messenger RNA. It is a transcript of the gene LLPH, whose product is annotated as LLP homolog, long-term synaptic facilitation factor. Gene Ontology annotation, molecular function: RNA binding. The record is from RefSeq and is a predicted model, not a curated record. Gene Ontology annotation, cellular component: nucleolus. The transcript is spliced from 3 exons. Gene Ontology annotation, biological process: dendrite extension. Lineage: Eukaryota; Metazoa; Chordata; Testudines; Geoemydidae. The coding region runs from base 150 to 494 and encodes 114 amino acids.